UUUACAGCGCACACGCAUGAUAGGGAAUUUUGACUUUGAGCUAUUGGGGACUGUUUUGCGGUUUGAUUGCAUAGAAGAUGAAUAUUUUUGGAAAAAUUGUAGGAAUCUAGAAGAGAAUUGAGGUUAAGAGAAAACAAAAUACUUUUGUGGGGAUAGUUUGAGUAUCCACGUGAGCAGCACUGUAAAGUGGGCUGGUGUCUUAUCCAAGAGGCAAAGGGGAGUCAUGUUAGAUGUCUUAAUGGGACUGUUUGUUGGUCUCUGUUAAGGCAUGAGAUCAGCAUGUCACACUGAGCUGUCAUCAUCAGAUGCAAGAUCUUGAAGAAGAACCAAGAAUCUACUUCCAGUUAAACAUCUUGCUGAGCCUGUCUGUCAGUUAAUAUGAGCUGGAAAGUGGGGAAACUGGACCAAUGAAGAUCUCUGUACAGACCUAACCUGAGCCCAGGUGUGUCAUGAUGUUUCGGCUUCGAUCCAUAAAGCCCUGCCUCCGGAGGCUCCUUCAUGGGACCAUGGUCAACAGAGAUCAGAUCCUGGAGCGGCUGCAGGUCUGCUCCAUUGAAGACCAGCUGUUUGAUGUGGUGGGCAAGAACACAGCAAAACUUACAGUGGACCACGUGAGCUGUGCUGUGAACUUGCUGUGGCAGUUUCAGAAAGAGAGACCUGAAGUGCUCAGGACUGUCGACCUCAUCAAGACUCACCCGCAGUUCUUGACUCUUCGGGUUUUGGCAGAGAACAAAAUUGCUCUUAUGGAUGAUUUAAUGCUGGUCGACAUGCUUUACAUUUUCCUCAGGCUGAAUGUAGAACAUCACGACUCUCUUGUGCAGCAGAUGGUUUCUGAAGCUUGGCUAAGAAUAGACAGACUUCCAAUGUCAUCCCUAUCCAAGUUUUCUGUGUGUUUGAACGACCAGCACCUUCAACACAGUCCUCUAAUGGGUCAGGUCACCAGCAUUAUGGAUCAGAAGUUGUCAUCUAUUGAUGAUGCCAGGAUCCUAACUGCUUUGAUGAUUAGCGUGUCGUCACUCGUGUCUCCUCGGCUACGGGACGCUCUCAUAAGCAGAUCAGAUAAUCUCCUGCACACUGUGGAUCCCUCAAAUUUUAACAUCCCACGGAAGAUGGUGCAGUUCCUGCGGAACAUCAAGUACAUUCACCGACCCCUGCUGGAGAAGUGCAACGAGAUCUUUUUGCGCAACAUUCCCAGAAUGAAUGCAGAGAAUAUCAGCAUCGUCCUGGGUCUGUAUCAGUCCCUCCAGUUCAACAACUGUGACUUCAAGCUGGCUGCUAAGCAGAAGUUGACUGAACUGAUUGACACAUGCACUGAUCCUUUCUCUUUCACUAAAUUGUUUGUUGCGCUGGCUCCCAUGGCCAGUCCGGAGAGCAGAGAGAGGUUGGAGAACAUGGCCCUCCUGCUGGUAGAUGAGUUUAGUGCCCACCAGGCUCUGGCUAUAGCUGAAGCAUUGGAAGAGAUCCAGAGCAGAAACCUCAGCUUGCUGAGCAAAAUUGCAUCGGUAAUCAAAAAGAACCUUCAUGUCUACAAGUCCGUGGAGGUGGUCAGGAUCACUCAGGCGCUAUUGUUGUUGCAGCAUCAGAACCCAGAGCUCUUUACAAAAUUAAGGAGCACUGUGCUCAACUUUUUGCAGCAGAGUUUCUACCCCUAUGAGGUGACCAUGCUGAUUCGAGUGCUGUCCACGCUGCCCUCCCCGCGCCUGGACGAGGGCAUCAUCUCGCGGGUGGACGCGGUCGUAGAGCAGUGCAGCCUCGCUGAGCUCAACACCCUUUCAUUUGCUGUUGCCAAGUGGCUGCGGAAUGACCAGUCCUACCGCCACAACACCACCAGCAAGUACGUGCGGCUGCUUCAGACGCUGAGUCGCUGCGGCCAUGACAGGCUGCACACGGCUGACCGGCUGGACUUGUUGCUAGAGGAGCUCAAGUUCAUCUCGGGGGAGUGGUUUGAGGAGAUGCUGCUCGAGGAGACCAUGAUUACGCUGAAAAGGAUGGUCGACCAGAUCAGCUGGGCCAAUGCACCCGAGUUGGCCUUCUUCCUGACCAGGACAAAUCAUCGCUGCCCUCCGCUGAUGGACAAAAUUGCCAGUGUGGCAAUUGCAGACAUUGACAAGAUUCACUACUCUGCAACAUAUGCCACCUUGCUGCCCUUUUCUGUCCUGAACUAUGAUCCUGUGCAGGCAGACGAGCUGUAUGAGACUUGUAUUAAGCGCUUCACUCCUCAUAUCAGCUCCUUUGACCCACAUCUUCUAGUCCUCUUUGCGUACUCCAUGGCAGUAGCGGACCAAUUUCCUGAAGAGCUAAUUAGGGAAAUUUUCAGCAUAGAUUUUCUGGGAAAGCUGGACUCCCAAUUGGAAACACUACCCGAUGCCCUCAACAUGCGAACGCGGCUCCGCCUGAUGGAGCUCAAUCGUGCCGUGUGUCUCGAGUGUCCCGAGCUCCUGGUGCCGUGGUUUCAUGACCAGUACUGCCAGCAGCUGCAAAGAAAAGGGAAUGGAGCAAUCAGUCCAGUGCAACAGCAGAUCCACAAAAUGCUUGGCGAAGUUCUUGGUGGCAUUAACUUUGUCCAAGUAGCAGUUACCACUCCAUAUUUCUACAACGUAGACUUUGAAUGUAAAUUGGACAAACACUUGCAGCCGCUGCCCUACACCGAGCCGAGCACCCUGCAGAUCUCGGACAGAGGAAAGGUUUACUGGAACUCAACAACACUGGAAAACAUCCGGGACGAGCUGCUGCCUGGAGCUCAGCGUGUUGCUGUGGACUUCCUUGAUUCGAAGUUCUUCUGCAAAAAUUCUCAUCAUUUGAAAGGUGAAACUUUAAUGAGAAAGAGGCACCUGGAAAUUCUCGGAUAUCGCGUUGUUCAGAUCCCUCACUUUGAAUGGAACUCUAUGGAACUUUCAACACAAGACGCUUGGAAGGAAUAUCUGAAGAAGAAAAUACUCGGAUAGCUUCUUAUUUGAUAAAACAAUGACAUAAACUGUUACACUGAGCACUGACUCACCCUAGUUUCCAAAAGACUUUGGCAGUGAAGAGUUAAUAUCCAUGAAGUGCUCCUUAUUUUUUGUUGAAAUAUAAUCUAAAAUUGGCAUGAAUCUACCUCAUUCAUGUUAAAUAAGAUCAUGUUUUAUGUGCUUUUGUAUUAAAAUAAGUUAAAUGUAAUAAAUCUUGUAUUAUUUUCUACUUUAUGCAUUUAAUUGUGGAGUCACUUAUGAGAUUAGUAUCAGCAUUGCUGGUUCCUUGUGUGUUUGUGUUUGUGUGUGGCCCGAGUAAAUAUUUUAUUUGUGUUGAAACAAAAGAAACAAACUAAAAUGCCGAACGGACUCAUUGAGUUUGUGAUAUUUUAAUGGUAUACAGUGUAUUUUAGGG
Cololabis saira (Pacific saury) is the source of this 3363-nucleotide messenger RNA. It is a transcript of the gene fastkd1, whose product is annotated as FAST kinase domains 1. Lineage: Eukaryota; Metazoa; Chordata; Actinopteri; Beloniformes; Belonidae. The transcript is spliced from 15 exons. Gene Ontology annotation, molecular function: RNA binding. Gene Ontology annotation, biological process: mitochondrial RNA processing; regulation of mitochondrial mRNA stability. Bases 450 to 2945 code for a protein of 831 amino acids. Gene Ontology annotation, cellular component: mitochondrial matrix; ribonucleoprotein granule. The record is from RefSeq and is a predicted model, not a curated record.